Durusdinium trenchii is the source of this 2107-nucleotide messenger RNA. Lineage: Eukaryota; Dinophyceae; Suessiales; Symbiodiniaceae. The record is from the annotation of a GenBank genome assembly.
GGCAAAUCAUUUGGUCCUGUUCUUCGCUUUUUGGGCCGCUUCGUGGACUACGGUGCCAUGGAUCUAGUCCGCUUUGGUCUUUGCCAUUGGCAUCUUCAUGUGCACCUGGGGGAUGCCAUAAACCUGGGGCAGGAGGUGCAUCAGAAAUUGGGGUGGCAGGCAAUGUGCACACUGAGGCGUGGUUGGGCGGAGGAGUAUGGCAGCAGCAUGCACGCGGAAAUGUCAAAGUGGCGCUUGAUGCAAUUGAGUUUGUCCUCCCAGAUCAACUGCCAUAUCCAGAUGUUGCGAUUGCUGUCCACCCGUGGCGAGAAUGACUUGUCACAUGCUGCUGCUGCGUACAUCCUAUCACAUGUGGCGCUCGUCAUUUGCAAAAAGCAGUUGACCAAUGCACUCCGCCCGCUGGGCGUGAUCCUGUAUCUCCUUCAUUUGGUGAAGACUUUGACCUGUGCAGACAUGACGCAUUACUUGGAAAUGCAAGCUUUCAACUCAGCACUUACAUGCUGUUAUGCUGCAAUUUUCAUGGAUGCGUACUUGUCAAUUCCAAUGGGCAUUUGUGUGUCCUUGGCUGAUGCGGUGAUGUUUGAAGUCCUUGGUGGGGAGUUCACAAGAAGUGCUCUAUGGACACGUCUUCUGAUCCUGGUAGUGUAUGUGAUGAUUCCAGCAUGUGCCGAGGAAACCGCGCGAAGGCUAAUACAAACCUCUCAGGAUGCGACAAGAAUGCUGGCAAGCUUUAGGCGCAUCAUAAAGGGCAGCAGUGAUGGAGACCUCCUUCUUGACAGCGACUUCAAGAUCUUAGAUGAAGCCAAGUGCCUCCAACACCUCACAGGAGAUCUUGGAAGAAGCUUUGAAGGGGCAUCCUUCUUGUCAAUGCUGUCUGGACCAGGUGCUACAAGGGACUUUGUACAGUUCGCCGAUCAUUCUGAUGAUGAGCUGGCCCAAAGUGGCAGUGCACCUGCUUGUCAUCGGAUCCAUCUCUUCAAUGCGUUCGGAGUUCCAGUGGGCGUCGAUGUCUGCCACGUGCGGGUUCCCAACCUGUUUGGGGCCACAAAGCCGUACCACUUGCUGGUCUUCAAGGAGGACCCCGAGCCAAGGGAAGGGCCUAGUGCUGAGAGAAACCCGGCUGCAGGCAGUAUCGCCAGCAGCGUCGAGCCGCAAACCGCGGCAUCUCAAGCUGAAUGCAGCGAAUCGUCGCUGGCAAGCAUCACCCUACUGCUAGAUGGCAUGUCAGAGCAUUUUGAUAUCUUGGAGGCACACAUCAAGUUCAAGCACCAGACUGAAGACACCUCAGACACCUUCCAUUGCGUGCCUAAUUUGCAGGGCCUCACUCGGCCUCAAGAUUGGGAGGACAUUUACCAACAGCUCUCCCAGUUCAUAUGGGGCUGCUACUCUGUGAGAACGACACCAGAGCCGAUCCCAAUGCAUCCGAUGCUACUCCGGCUCGGGCCGUCAUAUGUGCACGCGACUGAAGCACAGCUCUCGUUGGCAUCCGAGUUGUUUGGGCCGAGUCGGACGCAUCCCUUGCGUCCCCUGCGGCUCUCUUUGUGCCUGAGCGGCUUCGGAGGGAAGGAGUUUCAGGAGUUGCAUGGUCCCGUUUCGGUGGCUUUUGACCGUGUUCAGGACUCAGGGAGUUCCAGAGAACCUUCUCCGUUUCCAGGAAGUUCAUGCUCGAGUGAGAAUGUGUAAGGUAUGGUUGGAUUGUCCUGAGAAUGGCAUGUGUAAUUCAAAAGCAUUCAAUGUUCAUUUUAUGGACUGGGCCUUCUGGUGCUGAGGCGCACGUUCAUGGUUUGCCAAUCCAGUUCUUUAUGUAUCUUUAUUUCGCUUACACAGCUUUUUUUGAGCGGGGGCUGCUGGGCAAAAUGCCAGGCCCUCUUCGGGCGAUUUUUGGUCUCAUGCGCGAGUUUGAACCAAAACCCAGGUUUGGCGUUGUGGAACCGUUCUUCUCAGCGUACACGCCCAUUGAGUGUGUAUAUUUAAAGUCAAACCUGGAGCAGACCUCCCUCACAUCCACGAUGAUGUUGAGGCAUUUUGUGUUGAGCGGCAAGUCUGCAUUUGCUUGACGUGUCCAAAUCAGGACAACCCCUGCCAGUGCCCAGGGUAGGAAAGGUGA